AUGAACAAAGCUUUAGUUCUUGCUCUUUUCUUAGGUUUAGCCGUUGCUAAUGAAUCACAAGGAUGGUUCUGGCCUAAUGAUGACGCCUCCCUCAAGUAUCUUGUUCAAGAGGAACAAUACGCUCUUGGCUACGGUGCUCAAGCUGACUUCGGAUAUGGCUCCCACUACAAAAUUAAUAAUGUUAACCCAAGCAAAGAGGAGAUUUACGGACUCCAUAUCUACUCAUUUGCUUCAGUCUAUCUUGAAGCAACCGUUACUAGAUUCUACAAGUGGCAUGGAGAUUUCUUCUUCGAGCCACUCUAUUGGGAGGUCUACAAUCAACAUCUCUCAUGGGUGAGACCAGAGUCAGAUAACGACUUCCAUUUCUAUGUCCAAGGAGAUAGAAUGGGAAGAGCUCUUUCAUUCACUACCACCGUUAAAGAAAAUGCUCAAACCUUUGAGACUUCAUUGGUUAGAUGGAUGCGUGAUAUGGACAACAACGACCCAUAUCCAAGUUCAUCAGAUGUUAAAUUCGAUGAUGACUACGAACAAGAGUCUAAUGACAACUACUGGGGAACAACCUUCUCAGAUGAGAUUGAUGGUCUCACCGAUCUCCUCACUGCUAAUUACUACGGUCCAACCAAGCUAUUCUGA
Stylonychia lemnae is the source of this 633-nucleotide messenger RNA. The record is from the annotation of a GenBank genome assembly. NCBI's taxonomy places the organism in Eukaryota, Ciliophora, Spirotrichea, Sporadotrichida, Oxytrichidae.